Messenger RNA from Rangifer tarandus platyrhynchus (Svalbard reindeer), 462 nucleotides. The record is from the annotation of a GenBank genome assembly. NCBI's taxonomy places the organism in Eukaryota, Metazoa, Chordata, Mammalia, Artiodactyla, Cervidae.
AUGCGAAUCGCCCUGGGCUGCAGCCGCUCGGCGCCGCGCCGGCUCGCUGGGCUGCAAGAUUUGGGAGACGAGCGCGCACGCUGCUCGUUCCCUCCUCUCUUCUGGCUUUCUCUCCUCCUCCCAUCUUUCUCCUUUACCUUCCUUCUCCCAGGUUUACCUUACCGGGGCCGGCGGCUUCUUCCUCCGCGAUGCCUUAGCGGCAGCCCCAGGGACACUCGGCGGCAGCGGCGGGAGCAGGUUGGCGAGGGGCCAGGCGCGAUCGCAGGGUUCUCACUUGGCCGCGGUGGUGGCGGCGGCAGUAACGGCGGCGCCGGCGGCGGGCGAGGCAGCUCCAAGCGGGCAACAACAGAACUGGUCGGUGAUUUAGCCCUGGACUUGAUCGGCAGCCCGGAGUUUUGGGCCUUCUCGGGUUCAGGGAAUGACCCUGAUAGAAGCUACGAGGCUUGCAGAGCUCAGCGUUAG